Lingula anatina is the source of this 1657-nucleotide messenger RNA. RefSeq names its product astacin-like metalloprotease toxin 5. Gene Ontology annotation, molecular function: zinc ion binding; metalloendopeptidase activity. NCBI's taxonomy places the organism in Eukaryota, Metazoa, Brachiopoda, Lingulata, Lingulida, Lingulidae. The record is from RefSeq and is a predicted model, not a curated record. Gene Ontology annotation, biological process: proteolysis.
CUCAGUAUGCAGAUUGGUCUUUUCCUUCUUGGCUGUUACUCGGCGGCUAAUCACUCCCAAAUAACAUUUCACGCCUGCUGGGUUACAUCUAUUUCAGAAAUGAUUUGGACAAAUACAUAUCCUUUAAUCCUAUGGUUGACGUAUGUUUCAGGCAAUAAAGUUAAAGAAAAUGUAUUAAAAGCAAUACAACACCUGGAAGACAAUACAUGUCUCCGAUUCCUUCGCUUCGAUGAUGCUCUACCAGACUUGAAAUUUUACUUGAGAAUUGGAAAAGAUUCAGCUGGAGGUUGCUAUGCUAACAUUGGACGAAUGAGAGAAUCUAAACAACCUCAGGUAGUGAGUUUAUCUGGUCCUGGGUGUGAAGACGUGGGCUCUGUGAUACACGAACUGGGUCAUAUCGUAGGUCUUCACCAUGAGCACUCACGGAAAGACCGAAAUAAGUACAUUAAAGUCAAUUUCAAAAACGUUAGGGAGAACGCAAUGCUCAAUUUCAUGAUGAUGGAGGGGGUUGAGACGUUAGCUGAGUAUGAUGUUGGUUCUAUCAUGCAUUAUGGAACUUACGAUUUCAGUCGAAACUCUGAACCAACAAUUGAAGUCAGAGAUCAAGCAUUAUCGUUUUUGGCUGGGAAUCGCCGUGGAUUAAGCUAUUAUGACAUAAAAUCCUUGAGCAAAGCGUACCGAUGCACAGUUCAGUGCCCAUAUCGUUUAUCGUGUGAAAAUGGCGGUUUCCUGCAUUCUCUGAAAGGCAACACUGAUUGCUUCUGUAAAUGCCCAGACGGUUUGGCCGGAAACACGUGCAACCGCAUUGAUCCAAGGGCCAUGUCUGGACCCCACGGCUUCUGUGGAGGAGUAAUCUCCCUAAGUCUGUCUUGGUUUGACAGGGCAUUCAUCCACUCGCCAAGAUUUCCCUUCAAUUACCCACGCAGACAGAAAUGUUUGUGGCUCUUGAAGGGUCCAACAGGCUCGGUGAUAAAACUCAGCUUCAUAUAUUUUGACAUAAAAGCUGAUUCUAACAAGUGUAUCCAUUGGCUGGAAGUGAGAUCCAAUCUGGUUGGUCAGCCUGGCCCCAGGUACUGCGGUAGAUGGAAUGGCGGAAUUAUAGUGUCCAAAGAUCAACACAACAACAUGAUGGUGGUGAAGUUCGAUAGCACUGAACAUGUUGGUUAUGCCACUACGGGAUUUGCUGCCAUUGCAUCGGCGAUCGUAACACCAGACACGUUUUAGCUGCAGCCACUCGAUCACUUCAUCAAAAUACCUGUUAUUAUAUACAUUAAAGGCUGUCAUUACACACCACAUGGGUUGUUUUCUUUAUGCGUAUCCAAGGAAAAUCCUUUACGAACCCUUUGUCGUGACUUCGUUUGAGUGUAUGGUUUUGCCAAACAGAAAUGUCGAUUUUUAAACAAGAUGUUUUAUUUUCGUCGGUGAACUAGCCCGGAUACUGUCAGAUGUGCACGAUGUAUUAAAUCUUUUAUUACGCUUCGUGGAAUGUGCAAACUGAAAAGGAUACCUUGAUUUUUAAUCCAAAGAGAAACUUAAACGAUACACUUUUGCUUUGUUCAAUAAUUGGGAUAAUGUUACGAAAGGGAGCCAUCUAAAUGUCAGCAGAAUGGUGCCGCGUGAGGUAGUUUUGAUUAGUAUGAAAACCACAAAAAUUCGU